Cynara cardunculus var. scolymus (artichoke) is the source of this 395-nucleotide messenger RNA. Its product is annotated as 60S ribosomal protein L39-1. Bases 66 to 221 code for a protein of 51 amino acids. The transcript is spliced from 2 exons. Gene Ontology annotation, biological process: translation. The record is from RefSeq and is a predicted model, not a curated record. NCBI's taxonomy places the organism in Eukaryota, Viridiplantae, Streptophyta, Magnoliopsida, Asterales, Asteraceae. Gene Ontology annotation, cellular component: cytosolic large ribosomal subunit; ribosome. Gene Ontology annotation, molecular function: structural constituent of ribosome.
CGUUUGCUGUUUCUAGGGUUUAUAGUUUCCGCGGCGGCAGAGACACCUAUAGACCAGAAUCAAUCAUGCCGUCGCACAAGUCGUUCAUGAUUAAGAAGAAGUUAGCGAAGAAGAUGAGGCAGAACAGGCCUAUUCCUCAUUGGAUCCGUAUGCGCACCGACAACACCAUCAGGUACAAUGCUAAACGCAGGCACUGGCGCCGCACCAAGUUAGGGUUUUAAAUUAAGUAUGAUGCUAUUUUUGUUGAUCUGUUCUGAUUUACAGCAGAAGUUGUUUUACUGUUCGAUUAUGUAUUGUUUUAACAUUCCAAUUUUGAGACAAAAACUAUGUCUUUAGCUUCUUGUUAGAAUGCUGUUCAAUAUCUACGUAAUUUUAUAUUGAAGUCCUGGUUCUAU